GUUUGACUGUGCUGUUACGUGAUUGAAGAUGUCUGCGACUCGGUACAGACGGUUUCUCAAACUGUGCGAGGAAUGGCCUCGAGAUGAGACAAAGAAGGGUCGUGAUUUGGGCACAUUCCUGCGGCAGAGGGUCGCCUCCGCGUUUCGUGAGGGAGAAAACACGCAGAUUUCAGAUCCAGACAAAUGUGACCAGAUGUAUGAAAGUUUGGCUCGUAUUAACGGCAAUGUAUACAGACAAAGAUUUCCUCGAGUGAGAGACACGAGCUUCACCGGAGUCACAGUUGAAGAGUGUCGAGUCCUCCUGUCAGGAAGUAUGCAACAAAGCAUGGAUGAAGAAAAGAAGGGCUUGUGGAAGACUCUAAUGGAGAGGUUCUCCUCUAAAACUGAGGAUGUUCCAGAGAAAGCUCCAGAAAAAUAACUUUUUACCUCUUAAAACACCAUUUUCCCCACUGUUGCUUGUAUAGAAAUAAAGUUUAUACAUAUGUUUGUGAA
Messenger RNA from Oryzias melastigma (Indian medaka), 492 nucleotides. RefSeq names its product ubiquinol-cytochrome-c reductase complex assembly factor 2. Lineage: Eukaryota; Metazoa; Chordata; Actinopteri; Beloniformes; Adrianichthyidae. Bases 29 to 418 code for a protein of 129 amino acids. Gene Ontology annotation, cellular component: mitochondrial matrix. The transcript has 4 exons. Gene Ontology annotation, biological process: mitochondrial respiratory chain complex III assembly. The record is from RefSeq and is a predicted model, not a curated record.